AGGAAACAUCAACGAUGUUUUGACAAAUGAUUUGGGCACACCAGGUCCAGGAAAAAUUGAUGAUAUUUCAACAAAUAAAAUCUCUGAUUUGAGCACAGAAGAAAAUACAGUAUUGGAGAAGUCCAAUAUACCUGAGGCUUUGGAGUUAAUUGCUCCUGAAGAGAAAGAACUACUCCAUGCAUCAAUACCUGGUGAAUUCAUUGAUUGCACUCACGAAAGUGCUCGUGUUUCUCCUGAGGAGAAAAAGUCAUUACAUGUAUCGCUAUCCAGUGAAUUCAUUCAUUCUAAUGGUGAAAAUGCUUUUGUUUCUAUGGGUGAGGUGUCACCUGCAACUUCAGUUCAUGAAGAGGAGCAUAGGUCUGCCCAAAAGAUGGAAACAGCUUGUUACAGCCUUGCAGAUGAUUCUUAUUCUGUGUCUGAUUCUUUAAGUGUUGUUUCUGUGUCUGAAAUGGCUUUUUCAGCUGCCUCCUCCUGUGGUUCAAUAUUUACAGAACCUUGUACGCUGCAUGAGAAUUCAUUUAAUGACGUCCUCGCAGUAGUGUCUUGUAGCAACCGUGUUAGUGUGGCUGGCCAUGAUUCUCAUAGUUCGAAUGUACUCUCGUCAUCUAUUUCUGCUCCAGUUGCAUCUAGAGACAGGGAAGUAGCAGAGACUGGGUCCACUUGCUCCAAUGAUGUCCUGUCAUUGGAAUCUGCAGGUAACAAACAGAGUAAGCAUUUGGGGAUAUGGAGACUUGACCAGCAUUUGCACAUUUAGACAUCUUGGUGGAUGAUAUAAAUCUUAUUAGGAAGAUAGUCUUAGCAUUGUAAAUGACCUUAUCAAUGGACAAACUGACAAGUAUGUAAGAUUUAUUUAUUCAUAACUAGGAAGAAUCAGUCUUAUGUAGUUGUUUGCUUAUGUAGGGUGUGCAAGUGAGCCUAGUAAUUUCUGUGCAUCUUUUAGAAAAUGGGCACAACAAUUUCCUUUGAAAAAUAUAUCAGAUGAUAUAGUCUAAUUGAAGAAAAGGAAAAUAGAUGCAAUGUA
This is a messenger RNA of Jatropha curcas, 1021 nucleotides long. NCBI's taxonomy places the organism in Eukaryota, Viridiplantae, Streptophyta, Magnoliopsida, Malpighiales, Euphorbiaceae. The record is from RefSeq and is a predicted model, not a curated record.